CAUAAGGGGCAUGAGGGGAAGAAAGAGAAAUGCAUUUUCAUUUUUUUAUAAAAAUUUUUAUUUUAUUUUUAACUUGUAUAUUACUAUAUAAUAUCAAAUCAUAUGUAACUCUAUCAUAGGGAUCAUCUUUAUUCUUCAACUUAAAAUGGUUUUUUUAUUAAUAUUUUUUUAUAGUCCUAGCCCUAUGAUUGUCCACCAAAUUGGCAAAAAAAAAACGAGUAGGGUGAUUGGAACAUCAUAAUCCUGGGAUCCAAAGAUUGCAGACUGCUGAUUGAAGCACUUGGAGACUUGGUUCGAUGAACCAAUUAGAUCAAACAACUUCCAAGCACACACAUACACACAUACAUACAUAUACACCUUUACUGGGUGCAACAAUACAACAGAAACAACAACAAUAGUAACACAGCCUAAAGAAGAAAACAAAGAAGGGGGAAGAACAACAAAAAAGAAUUCUUUACGAGCCUCGGCUCUCCAAUGCACGGUCAUCAAGUCAGCUCGUUCGACAUUCAAGAGGCAUCGAUGAUAAUAUUCAUUCAUUUGAUCAAACCGCCUGGGGACUGGGGACUGGGGACUGGGGACUGGGCGAUGGAGACUGUAGACUGGAAGAUGGAGAUGCAGACGACGACUUUCAUUAGCCCACCUCCCUGCAGUUUCUCUGCCAUAAACCAACUCCUUCUUCUUCUGGGCGGCCUCCCCAAACGGCGUCCAAAAACUAAAUUCAAGCACGGCAGGGGAAAAAAAAAACAUAUUGCCAAAGUAGCAGCAACAGCAAAAGCAACUACGGCAACAUCAUCAGCCAACAACAGAAACAUAAAGAAUACCAAUAGCACCAUUAUGCAUCAUUACACUGA
Messenger RNA from Drosophila ananassae, 851 nucleotides. RefSeq lists its product as uncharacterized. NCBI's taxonomy places the organism in Eukaryota, Metazoa, Arthropoda, Insecta, Diptera, Drosophilidae. The record is from RefSeq and is a predicted model, not a curated record.